This is a messenger RNA of Linum trigynum, 2254 nucleotides long. Lineage: Eukaryota; Viridiplantae; Streptophyta; Magnoliopsida; Malpighiales; Linaceae. The record is from the annotation of a GenBank genome assembly.
GGAGGAGUUAUACAGAAGGCAGAAGGACGAGAGAGAUGUGGCCACUUGCUAGACCUCCUUGCACUCGAUCUCAUCGCCACGGCAGAAAGACUUCGAGCUGCAAUGCGAGAGCACAUGCGGACAACGGAGGCCACGGUGGAUUCCACGGCUGGACUUGUUUGUGCCAAGAGGAUUGCUCGAGUGUUUGAUCGGAAUUGGAAGAGGAAGCGAAAGAAAAUGACGCAACUACGUCGGGGGAUCGCAAUAGAAGUGUGGAAAGUUGGUGAAGUUAAAUGAAAUCUUGAGGACAAGGUCGCUUUUAAAAGGAGGGGAUUGCUAGAAAUAAAGGGAUUAGGGCUCGGCCCUAUUACUUUCGUUGUUUAAUUAGUAGUAUUAUUAUUAUUAGUAGUAGUGGUAGGCGGCUAAGUGUGGCCAAAUGGUUUAGCAUUAGGGUUUUCCAGUAUAUGUACUUUCGGGUUUACAGAAAAAUAUUAGUAAAUUAUCUCUAUCAAAACCAUAAUCCCUUUUCUCUCAAAUUCGUCACCUACCCCUAAAGGUUGUCAGCCAUUCUUCUUCUCGAUCCCUAAUUUCUUCUUCCAAAUUCCUAAAUCCCCAAUUAUGUUCUUCCCAAAUCCCAAUUCUCAAUCCUAUUCGAAACCCUAAAGAACCGUAGUUCUAACAGGCAACUUAGGGUGGUUGGGUCUAAAGUGUAAGAUCAUAGGGUCCUCAUCAGCCGCCUUGAGGAGCUUGAUCUCGAUGUGAGAUUGUUCGGCUUCUGGUCGAUUUGGUUCUCCAAGGUGGAAUUGCCGUCGUUGUAGCUUUUUUCAUCGAUAAAAUUUGGAAGUUUUGAGGGGGAGGAAGGGGUCUGUAUAUGUUAAUGUGUGGAUUGAGAUGAAUCCCGAAGGAAGGAAAACCACAUUAUGAAGGCUUGAUUUUAGAUCUUCAAACGGUAACCCACUACAGCGAAUCGAAAUCGAAAUCGAAAUCGCCUGUACCAAUCAAUAGGGAGUCAAAGGGUGUGGAAAUAGACGAAAGUGACUUUUUUGUUACGUUGAAACUCAUAUUACCUAAUCAUGCAAAGUGAAACAUUUGUAACCGUCUCGUACAAAGGUCAAACCCGUGCGACCAUUCAUGCUAAGUACCUUCAGUGCUUCUCAUACUAGUAUGACAAGCACUAAUCCACAAGAGUCUGUUUACCAUGUGAAUUUCUUAUGGCCAUAAAGUUUUUCAUCUCUCAGGGUCAUAUCCAAAAUAACAACUAGACGAGUUACCUAACUUCAACUAGACCGGUGCAAUCAACCCAAUUUUAUACGUGAAAUGAAGACAUGAAUUCCUCCAUUUCAUUUCCACCUCCAGUAACUUUCGCAUGCCAGGCCUAUAUCAUCGAUUAGCCUAUAGAUACAGAAACUUACUCACUCGAAGCAGGACUAGAGCGAGAUGAAGAGAGAAUGCAAUUCGAAAACAGAAACAAAUGCUACCGACAUAUUACGAAGAAGUGUUGUUCGAUCUGUUAUAUGAUACUGAUAUAUCUAAAUAAGCAGCAGAGACCAAACCUGGAAGAAAGAAACAACGGAGGUGAAGAAUCAAAGCCGAGGAUAUUCGUCCAGCAUCAAUCAUCCUUUAGCUCCAAACUCCAAAGCAAUGCCCCUCGAUUGAUUUUCACAACAAGAAACCUCCCAGCAAGCCCCACCACAGAGCAGAGGAACAACUACACGUAUCUACCUUACACAAACUUGCAGUACAAGCAACGACCAUCUGAUGUUUAUAACAUUUGCAGCAUAAUGGAUCGUGAUGGUGAUUAUAUAGUGAAGCUGAGUGAUAUACCUCAAGGCCAAGGCAUGGAGCUAAGUUAAUCAGCCAUUCCCGCAUGCCCUACACAGCUAGCUAGGACCCAAUGUUUAUCCCUUUACUGAGGGGAGGAGAAAAUAGGAACAAGGCAAAUAGAGGUGAAAACAUGGUUCCAAAACAUUCCAUCUGCCUGUAACAUUUGUUUAUCGCAGGGGAGUGGAUUAGCUGCAUCGACUAACCAGCAUUGACAGUUAUAAGAAUCCUAGUUCCAAGAUCUACCGCUCUAUGAAUUUACAGAAAUUCAGGAAGUGUAGAAACCUGACGGUUCGGAUGUAAUCAUAUUCAUGCACAUGCAACUGGUGUUCCAUGCCUAGUACUAGUACUGUUCAGUCUACCAAGUACCAUCCAGCAAUCAGUUUAAUCGUAAGAAUUAAAAAUAGAUAUAUAGUCACAGCUGGCUGGCAUUCAAGAAAUAUCUGAACCACAU